AGACGGACAUAUACUGUAUGAUCCUCCCUGUGUGAAGUGAAAAUGGAGUUAAUGUAGGCGCACGUCUGUACCAUAUGGACUGAAUGCAGUUACUGCCGCUUCGGAUUUCUGAACUUCAAGCCAAAACACUCCAGAGAGAAAAUGUGGAGAUACAUGAACUUGUGUGUCUGUCUGUUGAUUUUGUGUAAGGAUGCGUCCUCACAGACCAAGAUCUUUGGGGAGACUGAGCCUGUCCGGAUGACGUCAGAGGGUUCAGACUGCCGCUGUAAGUGCAUCAUGCGCCCUCUAAGCAAGGAUGCGUGCCUGCGGCUGCGGAGUGGCACUGUACGUGUGGAAGACUUCUACACGGUAGAGACGGUCAGCUCCGGAUCCGACUGUAAGUGCUCGUGCACGGCCCCACCGUCCUCCCUCAACCCCUGUGAGAAUGAGUGGAAGAUGGAGAAACUAAAGAAACAGGCCCCUGAGUUACUAAAGCUCCAAUCUAUGGUGGACCUCCUCGAGGGGACCCUUUACACCAUGGAUCUAAUGAAAGUCCACUCCUACAUCAACAAGGUGGUGUCGCAGAUGAACACCCUGGAAGAGACAAUCAAGACAAACCUUACACGGGAGAAUGAAUUUGUCCGGGACAGCAUGAUGAGCCUUACCAACCAGUUUAAGAAAUAUGAGAACUACUCCAACAUUAUGAUGGGCAUCAAGAAGGAGAUCUCCAGCCUCAGCCUGCAGCUGCUACAGAAAGACAAAGGACAGGACACUAAUGAUGAGAAAACCAAAGUGGCUGUAAAAAUACCCAACAAAAAGACCCCUGCAGCCAAACCCCCUCUGAAACCACCCAAGGAAAAGGCCAUAAAGCCCAAGAAAGAGGUCAUUAAACCUGGGAAGCCGGUCAAGCCUGACCCUACGGCCAAAGCCAAGGUGAUUGGCCACCAGCCCGGUGUGGUGAGGGGCAUCACAUACUACAAGGCUGCCAAGACCAGUGAUGAGCACAGAGAAGACCACUCUGCGAAAACGUACACAGUCCAUCACAUCACAGAGAGCCAGUCUGAGGACGGAGGAACUGAAAUGCUCCUGGAAACCAUGGAGGCCACUGUGGCUGAACCCAUCACAACCACUGCAGUUUCCACCAAUACAACUAUUACCACCAUCCCAACUAUUAGUAUCACAACUACCACCAAAACUACACCCACUACUAUCACCACACAAAGAACACCAGCAUCUGAAAGACCAGCUCCGACCAUAGUGCUGAUGCUAGACAACUCCAACAACAACAGUCGGCCUACUCUCCACAGAGCUGGGAAGAUCCUCAACUGUGAAGGGACUCUAGCAUCCAUUGAGCAACCAGAGAAGCAGCACAGUUAUGGGCGCAACGAGGGAGCCUGGAUGAAGGACCCCCUGGCUAAAGACUCCAAGAUCUAUGUCACUAACUAUUACUACGGUAACAAUUUGGUGGAGUUCCGCAACCUGGACAACUUCAAACAAGGCCGCUGGAGCAACCUUUUUAAACUGCCUUACAACUGGAUAGGAACAGGCCAUGUCGUUUAUAAUGGAGCCUUCUACUACAACAGAGCCUUCACCAAGAACAUCAUCAAGUAUGAUCUGAGGAUGCGAUAUGUGGCAGCCUGGACAUUAUUGCACGACGUGGUUUACGAGGACACCACCCCCUGGAAAUGGAGGGGCCACUCAGACAUUGACUUUGCAGUGGAUGAAAGCGGCCUGUGGGUGAUCUACCCUUCCGUGGACUAUGACUACAACCAGCAUGAGGUGAUUGUCAUCAGUAAACUGGAUCCCGGAGACCUGUCCUUGAAAAAGGAAACAACCUGGAGGACAGGUCUCAAGAGGAACUCUUAUGGGAACUGCUUCAUCAUCUGUGGCGUCUUGUAUGCCGUCAAUGUGUACAACCAGAGAGAAGGGGAGGUGAACUAUGCUUACGACACCCACACCAACACGGAAGCCAUCCCACGCCUGCCUUUCACAAAUGAUUACUCCUUCACCACCCAGAUUGACUAUAAUCCCAAGGAGAAGGUUUUGUAUGCCUGGGACAAUGGUCAUCAGCUGACAUAUCGGGUAAACUUUGUUGACCAGUGAGCACAGCUAGUUUGUGCUACAGAUAAGCACACAGUAGGGCUGCCAAGUAUAGCACCUAUAUAGAAAGAAGAUGCUCAGUAUUUGAAAGCCUAGAAGCAGUCAUAUUGGGCUAAACAGGACAGAGGAUGAAUCUACACCAGCCUUCCAGUACAAAUGCAUGCUAUUCAAACACCUGACCUCAUAUUGUUCCAAACAUACAUGCCUCAAAUAUGUACUGGGAUGUUUUUGUACAAUAUGUCAAUAGAAUAAGACAGCAAACAGUGGAAAUAAUCUAACGGGUUGAGUUAAAACUCAUCAGGUAGAGGUAGAGUUUGGAAUCAUAGAGAUUUUUUUACAUCUUCAUUUAUGAAAUGUCAGCAGGCUGGCUAUCGAGCAGAAAGAUAGAUAGCUAUAAAUGGUGAGUUUAAAAUAGAUAUAACAUUUGUAACAUCAUCGAUUGGUUUCUGAAGGGACACUUUGAAGCUUGUAUUUUGGAUAUAUCACUAGAUGUCAUAGUAGAUGUUGUUAGUUUCUGAGGCCUGAAAACCCAAAUUUGGGCAGAGGCAUGAGCAGCGGCUGAGUGAGAUAGGGUUAUGUUAAUCAAGCACAACACUCCCCGAAUGGAAGUGUUGAUAUCCUUCUAAUAGAGUGCUUCGGAUAAGUCUAUCUUAUUAUAAUAGCUAUAUGGCUACAUGUAAGGUGAAAGUGCAUAACUACAGUAUAAAAUAUGGCAGGUAAUUACACUUGUUUUGAGUAACUCAUGCUAUCUUCAACUGAACUUUAGAAUGCAUUUUUACAUAGAACAAAGAUUGCUGAUUUUGCACCCAGUUUUUCACAACCUCUAUAGACAGGAGGAAUGAUGACAGUAAAUAAUAACUCUUUAAAAAAUACAUUUGGGCCCCUGAGUAUUGUAUUAAAACAGACGUGAAAAUCUCAGAACCUAUCCGAAAUCGUCCGUUUGUGACAAAUGUGUUAGAUUAGGUGGAAAAGGCUCUGCUCUUUGAGGGAGCUCUUAAAGAAUCCGAAUAGCAACAAGAACUCUGAUGUGAGAACUAAUCCCUUUCAAAAAAAACACAUACAUAAACAUUAAAUAUUAGUUAAAUCAGUGAUUCUAAACCAUGUCACUCUGACAACUAAAGUCAGGCUUUUUACCAAUAGCAAACCGUCUUGGCAGUGCUUACCUUUCAGGACAGGAGGGUCCAAAAUGAUGGAGGAAGUUAUCAUAACGUAUUAACUGUAUUUCUCCAUUCACUUUUAUUUAACCCUUAUCUGCAGGAAUAUAAAAUGCUCCACAAAAUAGACACUUAUCACACAACAGUCAAUGGUUACUUAUUGUCCCUUUUACCAACAAAGAGGUAUUUUGACCAUGAUUGUGACUGCCUAGCCAUAGAAUGUUCCUGGCUGGCAUUGCCCACUACAGAAGUUCACAGACUAACCCUUCUGUGCCGAUUUUUGGUGUGAUUGGGCCUUAAUGGUAAGAGGUGUCAGAUAAUAAUGGCUUCUCUGUAUACCUGUAGGAAUACGUUUGGACAUUCCUAAUCAGCCAGUAGCCAAAAAGAUGAUGAAUAAUCCAGUGAUGGCGAAGCAGGAUUUAAUCAGCUGGUGCUAAUCAGCUAAUGCAAGCAGGACUUGAGUGCUAUAACUGAACACUGGGCUGUAUUAAUGUAUUUUCAGCCAAGAGUUUUCUUGAAGUUAACAAAGGAAAUACAGCAUAAGAAAUUUGUAUUUAUCUUCAGUAUUCAACCAUAGUUGUUCACACUUGGGUUGAAGAGAUAAGUUGGCUUACGUAGCUAAUGUAUUAAAUAAUGUAGCAUGGCUAGAUUUAGCAACCAUCAUCAGGCUUCCUAAUCUUAGAUACUUCCUCUUUUUUUUAACACAGAAAGUAUUAUUUAGCUUCUCCCCCCGACAUUCAACUCAACCAAGGAGAUUAUUUCUGCCUCAAGAAAAGUUCUGCUUCUGAGAAAUGUUUGUAAAACUAAACUAUUAGCAACUUUCUCACCCAUCUACUCCAUCCUAUCACCAAGCACUUUGACCACGAAUCUGCUUUGUUUAUUAUUCCAGCCUCAUGAUGCUUCCUGUCUCUUUACCAUAGAUAUUGCUUUGAGGGAUGCAUUGAAUAUAAUUGAACUCCAAAAAAACACUGUACACAUUUCAAAAUUUAAGACUUUUCUAUUCACCUGAAUUCAUUUAACAAUUAAUAUCAUACAUUUUUUUGUCAAAGAUCCAUGCAUCUUGUUAAAUUUCUUUGCUGUUGUAUAGUAGUAUGCAGCUUUUGUCAUUGUUAAUAACAUUUGCAUAACCACUACAUUUGUUGUAAAUAUUGUGCAUUUGAACAUUUUCACCUCAAUGCAAAUUAAGAACCGGGAUCAGUCAUGCUAAUACAAAAGGUGUACUGUACCAUUAGCUUUUCCAUCUUCAACUAGAAAAUAUGCUAAGUAGAGCACAAAACUCCGCCAAGGCUAAUGUCAAACAACAUAAAAGACUUCAGAGGAAAAAACUAAUAUUCAUAGUAAAUGAUCCAGAUCCUGCUGACAAAUAACAAACAAACAAACCAACAAACAAACAGACACAGGUGAUCACAUAACCUCCUCAGCGUAGGUGACAAUGGAUACCAUAUACCAUGAAUGUUUUUGUUUUUGACAGUAACAGACAGCACUCUGUGAGGCACAUAGUGGGAAUGGUAAGACACACAAAAUAACAAUUACAGCACUUCAUAGUGCUGUUUUGGUCUCGUACACUAUUCAAGAUUCAAAACAGCAUUAUUUUACCUGUUCUUGAAUUAGUGUUUUGUUAAUUUUAUUCAUAAAAGGCAUGCUGAUUGCACUAAAGUAUUUUGUUAAAGUGCAAAGUCUUUAUACUUACACAAUAAUGUCUUGAAACAUUGACUUGAA
Messenger RNA from Xiphias gladius (swordfish), 4952 nucleotides. RefSeq names its product olfactomedin-like 2A (gene olfml2a). NCBI's taxonomy places the organism in Eukaryota, Metazoa, Chordata, Actinopteri, Istiophoriformes, Xiphiidae. The transcript is spliced from 8 exons. The coding region runs from base 142 to 2082 and encodes 646 amino acids. Gene Ontology annotation, biological process: signal transduction. The record is from RefSeq and is a predicted model, not a curated record.